Messenger RNA from Magallana angulata, 2783 nucleotides. RefSeq names its product 85/88 kDa calcium-independent phospholipase A2-like. Gene Ontology annotation, molecular function: protein binding. The record is from RefSeq and is a predicted model, not a curated record. Gene Ontology annotation, biological process: positive regulation of ceramide biosynthetic process; lipid metabolic process. Gene Ontology annotation, cellular component: mitochondrion. Lineage: Eukaryota; Metazoa; Mollusca; Bivalvia; Ostreida; Ostreidae. The transcript has 17 exons. The coding region runs from base 58 to 2541 and encodes 827 amino acids.
GGCACCGUGUUAUCGUAUCACGUGACAACGGUACUUCAAAAUAAAACUUGCAGAAAGAUGGCGGGAUUUUUAAAUGCAAUGAUGGAGGGGGUUUUGAAUGCUGUGGACGUAGCACAAGCCAGCAUCAAACCGUUCAAAGUCACAACGGUCAAACUAGAUGAUUACAAAAAGCUACCUAUAAAAGCAGAAGAUGCCGAUGGUCACAUGACCUUGUUUAAGCGACCUGGCUCAAUGGAGUGCGUGCUUUCCAAUAAAGUUGAUAAAAGUUUUAGUAUAUUCCGCUUGACCAAUGAAACAGAUGCUCUCACUUAUUUCCGACAGUACAGUUCAAUAAUCAAACCUCUAACACUAGCCAGCAGCUCUAUAUAUGAUGAAGGCAGGCUACAGAAAAUAUCGGACACCAUCAAGGAGUACCCCCUAUGGAAACCUGUCCACAUCGCCGCUUAUGUUGGUUUAUACGAAUGCUUCCACUACGACGUAAUCAAGAGAGAUGUAAAUCACCAAGUGACAAAGACACUGCUUUCCCCAUUAAUGACAGCUGUUCAGGGCAAGAACGAACAGUGUGUGACUGGGCUGCUGAACUUGGGGGCGAGACUAGACUUACAGGACCAGCACGGAGACACAGUGUACCACCAUGCUGUCCUAUUUUAUCCAGAGAUUAUUCCGAUAUUGGCAAAAAAUGAUAACCCAAAUAGCGCUGACAGAGUUGUAAAUUACCUGAACCAUAAAGGAUGGACGGCUCUAUCCAGUGCAUGUCAGAAGGGGAAAUCUGACAUUGUGGAGUUGCUUCUAGAUGCAGGGGCCAAUCCUAAUGUCACUGCUCAGGAACUGUUUCCCAUCCACUAUGCUCUUAAAAAUGACGACAACAAGUCAGUAGAACUCAUAUUUAAAAGAUUUCAUGAUCAGCUUUCAAAAACAGAUGGAAAGUAUGGAGGUACAGCUUUGCAUUGGGCUAGAAACAGACAGAUGGUUGAGAAACUCUGCAGAGAGAAAGCUGACAUGAAUGUGAAGAGCAAUACAGGUCACACGCCCCUACACAUCAUGCAGGAGAAGGGUCGGGCGGACUGUCUGAUGGAACUGUUGUGUUGGGGAGCGGAUCCAAGCAUCGGAGACGACGAUGGAAACACUCCUCUACACAUUGCAGUCAUUAAAGAUAAUGUUGAGAUGGUGAAGAACUUUGUUGUAUAUGGUGCUGAUGUCAAUGUCAAAAACAAGAAGAACCAAAGUCCCCGGCAUUUAGCUAGUACUUCAAACGGGAAAAACAAGGAGCUAAUUUUGUACAUGUUACAUGUAUCUGGUGCCUCGAGGUGCAAUGACCAAAUGAAAAAUUGUCUUGAAGGGUGUUAUGUGAAUGGAAAUAAGGAUGGAAAACCAGAUGAACACAUAAAUCAACUUUUAGAACGGGAUCAAAGUGGCCUUCUAGAUGAAAUGUUAUCAUCAAUGUGUGAACCCUUCGGCCAGCUGGAUGGAUCAGACAAAGACCCAGGAUACAGGCUUUUAUCUUUGGAUGGAGGGGGGAUCAGAGGAAUUGUUCUUUGUCUAAUGUUGAUUGCGAUUGAGAAAGAGGUUGGGAAACCCAUUAAGGAGUGUUUUGAUUGGAUAGCUGGGACAAGCACUGGGGGGCUCCUAGCUCUGGGAAUAUGCACAGGUAAACCUUUAUCAUACAUCAGAGGUCUCUAUCUGAGGCUUAAAGACGAGGUGUUUGUUGGAUCACGGCCGUAUCAAAGUGAUAACUUCGAGGCAAUGCUGAAACAAGAGUUUGGAGAGGAUACAGUCAUGACAGAUUUCAAAAAUCCAAGAACUAUAGUGACAGGGGUACUGGCAGACAGACAUCCCACCAAACUUCACUUGUUUAGAACCUACAAACCAACACUUCAACAGCUAGAGGUCAAGGGGAUUUGUCAGAGAGAAGGAAGCAAAAAGAAGAGGGAUUCAAAAUCAAAGGACAAGAGGCAGUCGUGCAAGGAGGAAGAUUUGUUUUGUCCAGCCCCUCCCAAUGAGCAAAAGGUAUGGGAAGCAGCCAGAUGCAGUGGUGCAGCACCCACCUACUUUAAGGCCUUUGGUCCGUACAUUGAUGGAGGCCUGGAUGCCAAUAACCCAACCUUAGAUCUGAUGACAGAAAUACACGAAUACAACUGUGGAUUGAAACUGAGAAAUGAGCCACAUUUAGUUCGCCCCAUUGGUGUUAUGGUCUCCCUUGGUACAGGGCAGGUCCCCAUUAGAGCAGUGGACACAGUGGAUGUCUACCGGCCAGAGGGAAUCUUUGAUGUCACCAAGAUUGCCAAAGGAAUCUCAAACUUAAUCAAUCUAAUGGUAGACAAGGCAACAAUUGCCGAAGGUCGGCCGGUAGACAGAUCUAGAGCUUGGUGUGGAAUGCUUGGAGUCCCUUUCUACAGAUUUAGUCCUCCAAUAUCAGAGGUAGAAAUGGAUGAACAUGACAAUCAGAAACUCACUCAGCUGAUGUGGGAAACGCAGUGCUAUAUUGUGGCGAACAGGGAUCGCAUUAAAAGACUAGCGUCAUACCUCAGACGCGAGUCAUAAACGUUUCAUUUUCAUUUAUUUAUCAUUUCUAUAUAUAAAUAAUUGAAUUGUAUGUAUGAUGAAAAUAGAGUGUAGAUUUGAUCAUUCCAUAGGAUUACAGUAAAACUCAUUUAGUACAAACACAGAUAUAGCGAAGUUUUGUGAAGUUUUUGUGAAGUUGUAAAUUUUCUUACAAAUCAUUGCAAACUUUAAAGGUUGUAACAAAUCUACAGACUUAGCGAAUCAAGUUUGAGUCCCAUAGA